AUGACCGAAUUGAAUUCACUCGCCCCGGCCCUGUCGGCCGCGUUGGCGAAGCGGGGCUAUGAAAGCCUGACGCCUGUCCAGGAAAGCGUUCUGAGCGACGCACCAGCAGAAGCGGACCUUCUCGUGUCCGCCCAGACCGGUUCCGGAAAAACGGUUGCCUUCGGCCUUGCUCUCGCCCCGACCCUCCUUCGCGACAAUGAACACCUUGGAAAAGCCGGUGCUCCGAUUGCCCUUGCGAUUGCCCCGACCCGUGAGCUUGCGCUGCAGGUCAAGGAAGAACUGACCUGGCUUUAUGAAGAAGCCAGGGCCGUCACCGCGUCCUGCGUCGGCGGGAUGGAUCCGCGCACCGAGCGGCGGCAACUGGAUCGCGGCGUGCACAUCGUCGUCGGAACACCUGGCCGCUUGCGUGACCAUAUCGAGCGCGGCGCGCUUGACCUGUCUGAAUUGCGCGCGGUCGUACUCGAUGAAGCCGAUGAAAUGCUCGACAUGGGUUUCCGCGAGGAUCUUGAGUUUAUUCUCGACGCGGCUCCUCAGGAGCGCCGAACGCUAAUGUUUUCGGCGACCGUUCCCAAGCCGAUUGCGGAGCUUGCGAAGAGAUUUCAGAAGGACGCGGUUCGUCUCUCGACUAUCAACGCGCGGGAGCAGCACGGCGACAUCCAUUAUGUCGCUCAUCCUGUUGCGCCGAAUGAACGAGAGAACGCAAUCAUCAACGUCCUGCGAAUGCAUGAGGCUGAAAAGGCGAUUGUCUUCUGUUCUACACGCGAAGCCGUCAGCCGUCUGACGUCGCGACUCGCCAACCGCGGUUUUUCGAUUGUUUCUCUUUCCGGCGAACUCAGCCAGGAACAGCGUUCCAGUGCAUUGGCCGCCAUGAAAGACGGCCGCGCGCGCGUCUGCGUUGCCACCGAUGUUGCCGCGCGCGGGAUUGACCUGCCAAAUCUGGAUCUGGUUGUCCACGCGGAUCUUCCAACCGGGAAAGCUGGACUGCUCCAUCGGUCCGGGCGUACCGGCCGCGCAGGACGAAAGGGAACCUGUGUUCUCAUGGUGCCGUUCCCAAGACGGCGCCAGGCUGAACGCGUACUUCAAUUUGCGGGGAUCAAGGCAACCUGGACCGGUGCGCCCACGGCCGAAGCCAUCCGCGCAAACGACAAGGAACGGCUUCUUGCCGACCCUGCGCUGUCAGUGGAACUCGAAGACGAGGACCGUGCACUGGCGAUGGAACUCCUCGCACUGCACAGCGCGGAACAACUGGCAGCUGCGUUCGUCAAGCUGAGACAGUCUCGCAUGCCCGCGCCGGAAGAGAUUGCGGAGAUCGAUGAAUCUUCGCUCAGGGGACGGGACGCCGGAUCACGUGGUGGCCGAACCGCGGAAAUUACCGGAAAGUUCGAGGACGGCAUCUGGUUUUCCCUGUCGCUUGGUCACAGGCAACGGGCAGAGCCACGCUGGAUCCUGCCGAUGAUCUGCCGCGCGGGCCAUGUCACCAAGAAAGAAGUCGGUGCGAUCAAGAUCUUCCAGAACGAGCUGUAUUUCGAAAUCGCAGGCAGUCACGGCAAGCGCUUUUCCGAUGUUAUCAAGCGUGAGGGUUCAGGCGAGGAAAACGUCACGAUCACGCUUCUGGACGCGCGGGGCGGCAAGAUCCCCGCACCACCCAAGGACGACGGGUUCCGGCGCGACCGCGGCGGUCCGCCCAAGCGCCGCCCGCGCAAGGCGGAUGCACCAGACUACGAGACACUCGGACCGGAAGACAGCCUCAAUUCCGGCAAACCGAAACGUGGCCCGAAGCGCGAUUUCGAUGCGCCACGCGGCAAGAAACGGCGCCGCGACGAUGAUGCCGCUCCCAAUCAUCCCGCUUAUGAGCCGCUUGACAUGAAGGCGCUUUCAAAGGACCAGGAUAGCGGCGACAGCAAACCGCACCGGAAGGGCGCCAAGGAAGGCGACGCCGAUGCGCGGCGCAAGCCGAAACCACGGAUAGCGGCCAAAACGUCCCCUGCCAAAAAGAAGGCCCCGAAAAAGAACAAGCCUUCCCGUGCAGAGCGGAAGGCGUCAAAGGCGCAGAAAUAA
Molecule: messenger RNA, 2058 nt
Organism: Effrenium voratum
Lineage: Eukaryota; Dinophyceae; Suessiales; Symbiodiniaceae
Source: the annotation of a GenBank genome assembly